Calypte anna (Anna's hummingbird) is the source of this 3975-nucleotide messenger RNA. RefSeq names its product BCL2 associated athanogene 1 (gene BAG1). Gene Ontology annotation, cellular component: cytoplasm; cytosol; membrane. Bases 50 to 679 code for a protein of 209 amino acids. The record is from RefSeq and is a predicted model, not a curated record. The transcript is spliced from 7 exons. Gene Ontology annotation, biological process: protein stabilization. Lineage: Eukaryota; Metazoa; Chordata; Aves; Apodiformes; Trochilidae. Gene Ontology annotation, molecular function: protein-folding chaperone binding; adenyl-nucleotide exchange factor activity.
GCGCGCCCCGGGAGGCGCCCACAGAACGGUUUCCAAGCGGCGGGGUGAGAUGGCGGCGCCCGGAGCCCCGGUGACCGUCACCGUCACAUACAGUAAUGAAAAACACAGUAUUCAGGUUGCUUCUCAACAAGAAGAUGGUGAACCUACACUACAAGACAUGGCUGUACUUAUUGAACAAGUCACUGGAGUUCCAGUUCCUUUUCAGAAACUGAUAUACAAAGGGAAGUCUCUGAAAGAACUGGAACAACCGUUGUCAGCACUUGGUGUUAAAAAUGGUUGCAAAGUCAUGUUGAUUGGGAAAAGGAAUAGUCCAGAAGAAGAGGCUGAAUUAAAGAAGUUAAAAGAUUUGGAGAAAUCAGUGGAGCAAAUAGCUAAUAAGUUAGAGGAAGUUAAUAAAGAGUUCACAAGUAUCCAGAAGGGAUUUUUAGCCAAGGAUCUCCAAGCAGAAGCACUAAAACAGCUGGACAAGAGGAUAAAAGGAACUGCAGAGCAGUUCAUGAAGAUCCUGGAACAGAUUGAUGCCAUGAGUCUGCCAGAAAAUUUCAGUGAUUGUAAAUUGAAAAAGAAGGGGUUGGUGAAAAGAGUUCAGGUUUUUCUUGCCCAGUGUGAUACCAUUGAGGGAAACAUUGGUCAAGAAAUGGACAAGCUACAGUCAAAGAAUUUGGCACUGGCAGAAUGAGGCAUUGCCCUACAGAAUUAGGAAACAUAAUUGCUCUAUGAGCAAGAAGAAGAGUUUGCUCUUUGUUUUGGAGCAUGUAUUCAGCUUUUUUUUUGUUUUUUUAAAGCCCAGUCUGUUAGACUGGUACUAGUCAAAAAUUUCUUGCUGGUUGUCUUAUUUGCCGCUUGGUUAGACCUGUUAUUUUGAAAAGAAAAUCCUUCCUGAAGAAUUGCAGAACUAAUCUUUGUGAUGAAUUGUUAUGUAUCUUAUGGAUGAAUGUUUAGUUGACCAAGUUGCAAAGUUUUCAGUGAUGGGCAGUGUUGUCUGGUAUGUCUUUGAAUUUAUUUACGGCUCAAAUCAAAGAAGGUCUAUAAUCGUACAAGUGCCAUAAGUUGCAAUUGUAGGACUUCAGCUUGAUUAAAAAAGACAAACUGAGAUGACAUCUGGGAAAGUCAAACAUUCUAGUAGACAAUUCAGAGCAAUAAAACCCCCGUAUGCAUUUGUAUCUACUUAAUGUUUGUAUGCAUUUAUAAAUAUAAGAAAGCUUGACUUUAAGGGAGUCGUACCUAUUUUAGCCUUAAAUUGUCAUAAUAAAUGGAAUGUACUGUAACAUGUAUGGUACUUAAUUUUGAGUGGUGCUUUAAGUUGUUACUGAGCUCCUUGAUACGGUUGGUUUUUUUACAUAGAUUUCUCAUGUACUGUGGUUUUUAUAUCUUAUUUUUUAUUGUUUGUGUUCUUUCUUGAGUUAUGGUGGGGAAUGAAAUGAGAUUACUCAUGCUGCUCAUAUACCAAGGGUUCAGUUCAAGCAAGGUGCAACUAAGGAGCUAUUUUGAAAGGUUUUUUUAUAUUUUUUUUCUCUGAUUUCACUGAAUUAAUGAUGCUAUAUUUAAUGGAAAACUGCAGUGAUUAUUUCUAGGUGGUUAUUCAGUGAAUUUUUGUAACUUGUUAAGAAGUGACGCAUCUUUAUUUUAGCAAUGCCAUGCAACUGAGGGUUAUGACUGAUUUCCCCAGGCGGAUACCUGCCAGGCCUAGUUUUCUUUGAUAAGUGAAAAAUAAACUUUUGCAGAAGAUGGGAACUCUCACCAGGGGCAACCAACUUUGCAGUUGUUGAUCAGAGCUGCCAGUAGCUAAUGUGCAUUGGCUGGUGAAAGUAGUGACUGAUAAGGAGCCUGUUUUAAUUUUUUUUUUUUUUUUUUUUUUUGGGGGGGUAAACCUCUGUUGUCUCAAAUGAGUCAGACUGAGAAUGUUUAAAAAUGGCUCUUAAGUAGCAAGCCUUUAUCAACAUGUGACUGUUUUAAGAUUAGCUGCCCUUUCAAGAUGAAAAUAGGAAAUGUGUGUAAAAAAAAUCUAACUUUAAUAAAUUAUAAACCUUAUAUAAUACCUGAAGUAGUAUUAUUAUUAAAGUAUUAUCUUUUAUAUUUUUAAUUGGAGGAGCAUUUCUUUAGUGGAAAAUGCUAUUGGGCAAAUGAAGCAACAGCCCUGCAUUAGAAAGGGUCACUUUUAUUCUAAAAACACCUUUUGACCAUACCAGGAUUGGAGUUGUCAUAUUUUUUACUGUUAACCAGCUUCUUCAAGGUUGGUUUCUUGGAUUUUUUUCCAUGUGUAACUCUCUGUUCAGCAUCUGUGGAGGAUUUUAAAGGCUAGACUCUUAGGAAGCUUGUGUAUCAUAAAUUAGGAAAUUUUAUGUUUGGUAGGAUUUGGGGUAUUUUUCCCUAGGCUACCAGUCUGGGCACCCUGCAUUUUCUCAGCACUGUAAAGUUAAGAGGAAGAAGAGCUGAUUGUAGCCUUUUUUGUGAUGUUCUGCCUAGUUUGUUGCUGCUUCUGGACUUAAUCUGGAUUAAUCUGACUCUUAAACCACCAGCAAUACUGUUGCCUAAUUCAGGAGAUGCAAAUUUACCAAUUUUUCUGUGACAGAAAGGAUCCUCACCCUCUCAAAUACACCUCCUCUAAUGCACUGAACUUUCAUGGGUGCAUAUGAGCCAAGUAUCCUCUUGUGCUCAUGAAGAGAAUUGGGAGCUGUGGCCAUGACUAGAACUGCAACCAUUUCUGCUGCUGCUUUAGUAAUGUUCUCUCAGAUGAGAACACAAGGCUGUAAGCAGACAUUGUCUUUUUUAUCAUUCUGUCAGUGGAAAAACCUAUUGACUUCAGGCACUUCCUAGCACUCCUUCCCAGAAACCACUGCUUCCUGAGAUGUGCUUGUGUGAGUACACCCUCAGCGUGUCUCAAAGGCAGAUGGAUUAAUGUUUAAGAUGUUCCACAGCAGAUCUUUUGAUAAUCUGGCACUGGAAGGCAGAGAAUGAUGAUGAGCUGCUCCCACCAGCACAUCUGGAUUCAGCAAUAGGUGGAUGUCCUGAGCUGAAGUUACUUCAUGGUCCUAGCUCCUGGUGUCAAGAGUACUUGGUUUCUAGGACAAAAGUGUAAGUUUAUGAAGACAAACUUUUGCAGCAUAUCUUUUUUUUACUUCCAAAUAUAAAAAUUAGUUGAAUCAUGAGGAAUGGAUGGUUGUAUUUAGUUAUGAAGGACCUUCUAGAGUGGAUUGACUUUUAUACCUAGUUUUGAAAGAUGAGCUCUGUGCUUCCAUUUUUUUCCAUAGUAGCUUUACAUUGCAGUAAAAGCAAACUUCUGUGCUUCUGAAAAGUGCAGCAGAUUACAGUUGUGAAAGAAAGCGGAGAUGUUAAAUAUUCUUCAAUAUUAAUUGUAAAGGCAACCAAGCUUAAGCUAUAUUCUCACUGAUUCUGUAUCCUACGUGUAUCGUGAUACCUGUUUCACUACUGAGUCAGUUUCCUGCCCCAGCCACCUUCUCUGACCACUUCAAAAGAAAAGUGACUCCCUUUUGCCUGAGUUGCACUUAUCCAUUGUCUUCCUCCAGUUGCUGCACUGCUCUGGCUGUGUUUACACACCUUGAAUUUGCCAUCUGGGCAAAAUAUCAUAGCACAAAGCUUGUCUUCUAUAAGAAUGAAUAUUGAAUCACACACUUCCCUGCCUCUCUUUCUCCCGAAGCUCUCUGCAAGCUGUUGAGUGAGAGGAACCAAUGUUCAGGGAGCUGGGGAGUCUGGACCCAUGGAAUGGCUUGUUCUCUGGGAAUAGUGUGAAGUAAGCUGCAUGUAGCAGUGUUCCCUGUGAACAAGUCAGUCCUCCUGAAGGAAAUGUCUCUGUAAAUUCAGAUUAAUGUGUACUUGGCUUUCCAAAGUCACUAAAGGUUUGCAGUUGGGAGUACUUGGCGAUGUGGAAGUCGGGGCUAGAUUGUUUUUUUUUUUUUAAAGUUAUUUUACUGUACUAUCAUAAAUGAAAAGGUGGAAAUAAAAUAUGGAAAACUC